Messenger RNA from Gongylonema pulchrum, 615 nucleotides. The record is from the annotation of a GenBank genome assembly. NCBI's taxonomy places the organism in Eukaryota, Metazoa, Nematoda, Chromadorea, Rhabditida, Gongylonematidae.
AUGUUUAACGAAUCGUUGGAGCCAACCUAUACAAUUGGUGGCUUGGACAUUAGGAAUACACAGAAAAGCAAGGACGAGCAGACCUUAUUCAAAUCUACGUUUACGAAUACAACUGAACGGGAGCAAGAAUAUUCCUUCAAAACGGAGCGUUCAACUCGUAGCUCAGCCACUGUGAUUGUUGGUAACACACCGUGCGAAGUGGUUGAAGCGAAUGCUGGCUUCCGAAACGAAUUAUCGGUGAUCCAUAUCGGUGAGAAUACUGUUGAGGAGGAGCUCGUUUGGGGAGUCGAUAGUACUGUACGGGUACCACCACUCUGUGAAACUGUUGCCGAACUUGUCAUCCUCGAGGACCAUCAAAUUCGGAGAUUUUCGAUCGAAAGCCGUCUUUCCGGUCGGAUUAUUGUGACAGUGACAAACCUCAAAGACAAUAACAGUUUAGUAACGAUAAUAGAGGGCAAAAUCUCCGACAUAAUACGAGGUCUGGCCAAUUAUCCAGCACUUGGUUUCACCGUCCAAAAUGAUGUCGUUUCGUACACAACAAAGGGAAUCUGCAAAUUUAAAUACGGUGUGGAACAAAAAGUAAAAAUCACGGAACAUGCUGUACGGAAAUACUGA